Daucus carota subsp. sativus is the source of this 3200-nucleotide messenger RNA. RefSeq lists its product as uncharacterized. The transcript is spliced from 2 exons. NCBI's taxonomy places the organism in Eukaryota, Viridiplantae, Streptophyta, Magnoliopsida, Apiales, Apiaceae. Bases 1186 to 3045 code for a protein of 619 amino acids. The record is from RefSeq and is a predicted model, not a curated record.
CUCUAAAAAGGGAUAUUUUUAGUAAAUACCUUAUUUUUUAUUGACAACAAUCCAGCAAAAUAAUUUAAGGAAGGAUAUACUAAAAAUUUAAACCUUUUUUUAUAGCCUGGGUCAGUAGCGGAUUCUGGGUCUGCCGUGCCUGAACCUGACUGAUGAAUUCUGGGAACAAUAUUCAGCAGACAAAUAAUGCUAUUACACAAAAUAAAUAAUACUCAGUUGAAAAGACCGGAAAUAUCAAGACAAUCAAAGUGUGUAUAGCAGAGCUGAACAAAUCUUUGUCUUCUCAACCCAUUUCUGGUUCCAAGUCGAAUUCAGGUUGACUAAAAAAAUGGACUGGAUAGGACAAACUGACCCGAGCCUGACCCAAUACACGAAAUUUCGACCACUCAGUGAAACCCUUCUCCUUUGUUGAAAUCAAUGACGGCAACAGAAGUAUCCAAUUUGCAGAGAUAUGAAAAUUUCAGCAUGCAUGUAAGUAGAUAUAAGAGCUCUGAGUUACACAAAAUGCACAUUGAUGAUGCUUCGGGCAGGGACAGAGUUAGUAUUGGGGGAGGGGGGCACUUGCCAUGACUUCUCCGAUUUAUGAAAUUAUUGCAUUUUAUAGUAAAAAUUGAUAAGAUAUGCCGCAUAGUCUAGCCUUCAUGGUAGUGAGUCUGGAAGCAUUUUUCAGACAGAUAUGACAUUAGUUUACAGAGAUUUUGUAGUUUAUUUUUGAGUUCUUAUGACACAAAUUUUCUCCUUCUUUUUUCCCUCACUAGUUAAAAGUCCUAGAUCCGUCCUUGACUUCGGGUACACGAUAACUUAAGAAAAAAUAACAAAAAGAAGUGCCCAACUUGGAAAAACGAAAGGGAGACACGGAACAGUAAAAGAAAGUGAAUAAAGGAUUAGAUAAAGAGUUGUCUCUCUAACGAAGAAAGGAAUGGCACAAAAGUCCAUCACUGGGUUAUCUGAGGGAUGCAAGUUAACGUCCAAGAUUGAACUUAUGAGGUUGAUCCCGGGGUUGCAGCAGAGUAUGAAAAACUAAUUCUUUCCAAUACUAAACUUGGAAGACACGAUUAAAAAAAAGCUAAAGGAAAAGAAAGAAUAAUAAAAAGAAGUGCCGAAUUUGAAACUUGAAACUGAAGGAACAAAGAUGAUUAGUGUCCUUAAAUUGGUGUCUUAGGCCUUAAUCAUCAUUACCAUCAGAUGUCUGCCUCUACACCUAAAAUGAGUUCAUCAUUAAAGCAUUUUAGCCACCCAAAACACUCGCUAGUCCUAAAAGAUUUUAAUGUUGUUGGAGAUGAUGCUAGAUGCCAUGUUUGCGACACAAGUGUUGUAGGCUCUCUAACAUAUACUUGUAGUCGUAGUAGCGAUGAUGCUGAGUGUCAAGGUUUUUACCUCCACAAGCGUUGUGCAGAAUUACCCACUACAAUUACUUUCUAUAAGCACAACCAACACCCCCUUGUUCUGAUAAAACGCCCUAAUCACUUCUGUGAUGUUUGUGGUGGGGAUCUCAAGUUCUCUUACGCAUGCGAUGAUUGUCGAUUUGAUGUGUGUCUGAUUUGUGCUUUUCAACAAAGACUGCUUCAUCACCAAGGUCACCCUGAGCACCCACUCAUAUUGAUGCCCAGGAAAUCCUUGUUUAAAUGCGAUGCUUGUUAUGAAAAAGCCGAAGACUCUUCAUAUGUAUGCACCACCUGUGACUUGUGCAUCCACAAAAAAUGUGCCUUCUCUCCACUCACUAUCCCAACUCCUGCUUUUCACCAUCAUCCUCUUCAUCUUUUCUACUCUAUUCCUACAAUGCAUCGUUAUUUUGAUCGAUUCUGCAACAUCUGUCGGCAACGAGUUCAUAAAAGAUUCUGGAUGUAUUAUUGUCAUAAAUGCACAUAUUUUGUGCAUAUGAGAUGUGCCACAUCCUCACCUACAUCGUCUUCUCUAAAUGAGAUUGAAGACGAGGGCAGUCACAAUGAUGAAGCUGAUUUGAUAGAGCUUCCACUGCAUAGCGAGGAAUCGCUAUUUGAUCUCAUAAUAUCCCAGUGUCGCAAGCUCCAAUUUCAAUUUCAAGGUAAAGAUAAAAAUAGUACUGCUAUAUCACCAGCUCCUGAUCCUCCCAUAAUUAAUAAACACUGGAGUCAUAAGGAGCAUCCAUUAGUGCGGUUCCAGCAUAGUAGUCAUGAGAAUGAUAACAACGAAGAUAAUUAUAAUAAAAGAGAGUUGAUAUGCGAUGGUUGCAUUCAACCCAUAACUGUUAUCCAUCCGUCUUACUAUGCUUGCAAUCAAUGUGGUUUCUUGCUUCACUCCUUUUGUGCCACUCAGUUGCCAGGAGUAUUGGUAGCAGGAGCAUGUCCUCCUCAUCCCCAGCAUUCGCUUAAGCUUUACGGGAGAUCCAUCUUCUAUACUUCUACAAUGUGUGAGAUUUGCCGUAACAACACAAAUGGAUUCUACUAUCAGUGUAAGACGUGUGAUAUUAAAAUUGAUAUACGUUGUGCAUUCUUACCCACCAAGAUAAAGCAUAAAUCACACAACCACCAUUCCCUUGUUCUACGUCCAUCCUCCAAUUCGGUGUGUCGUGUAAGUGGUAUUCGGGUUACAGGUGGUAUGGAAUAUGGAUGUAAAAUUUGCAGUAAGUUCCAGAUGCGUAUAGCAUGUGCAUUCUAUCCCAGUAUGAUGAAACACAAAUAUGAUGAUCACCCCAUAACCUUGAGACUACCUCCAUUCUUCUACGAGGGAGUAUUCUAUUGUGAAAUAUGUGAGGGACAAGUUAACAAUCAGUGGUGGCUCUAUCAUUGUGGUGAAUGUGAUCAUUCUAUGCACACUUAUUGCCUCCGUUGGAUAGAAAGUCUUAAGCUUGGAAGGAGUGUUGAACUUGAUAUCAACGAUCAAUUACACACACUUACCUUGGUGUUAAAGACGCGUGCAACAAUUACUCAGCCUAUGAACAAGUGUAGAUAUUGUAAGAAAGAGUACAUCACUAAUCUCUUCUUAGAAUGUGAUGUGUGUGGAUAUCUUAUCUGCUGUCCCUGUUUCAAGAAAAUCAAGGCGAGUAACAAGUCCAUACACUUUUGAUGCAGCCAUUUCUUUACCUCUCCUCUGUGGAAAACCAAAAGACUUCAAGAAUUUUAUUUCUUUUAUUCUUGUUUAAAAAAUUGUCGUUAUUUGUUUCUAUGAAUGAAAGUAAUUUACCUUCUAAAGUAUUUUUAUUCAUGUAAUAUGUUAUUUUC